UACACACGAAACAUGGCGUUCUGUAAAGGAUGAUUUCCUGGGGAUGCAGGCAACAGACAAAAUAAAGUAGCUAGCUGUCUGAUAAUUAAAAAAAAAACAGUAGUUGUAGAAAAGCAGGCACAGUCACUCCAAACAUACGGAGUCCAAUAUACUGUUGUAUCGCCAUGGAGCACAUAACCACGCCAAAGGUAGAGCAAGUAAAGCUGUUGGACAGAUACACCUCAAAGAAGCCAGCUGUCGGCACUCUGUAUCUGACAGCAACACAUCUUAUCUAUGUGGAGACAACCUCAAACGUACGCAAGGAAACCUGGAUUCUGCACCAUCACAUUGCAACGGUAGAGAAGCUCCCGUUAACUACUAUAGGAUGCCCUCUUCUCAUCCACUGCAAGAACUUCCGCGUCGCCCACUUUGUCCUCCCCCGUGAGAGAGACUGUCAGGAUGUUUCCCAGUCCCUGCUCAGACUGUCUCAGCCAGCAAAAGAAGAAGAACUGUAUGCCUUUCUUUACAACCCCAAACAAAAUGAGACUGACAGAAAAGUUGGCUGGGGCACUGUGGAUCUGAAGAUGGAGUUCAAAAGAAUGGGGCUGCCCAAUGACUUCUGGGAGCUGACAGAUCUCAACAAGAACUACGGGAUCUGCAGCACGUACCCCUCAGAGUUGGCCGUUCCUAAAGCGGCAAGCAAACCCACCAUAGUGGGGAGUUCCAAGUUCAGGAGCAGAGGACGCUUUCCUGUUCUAUCCUACUUCCAUAAGGAGACUAAUGCUGCAGUCUGUCGUUGCAGCCAGCCCCUGUCUGGGUUCAGUGCUCGCUGCGUGGAAGAUGAACAGAUGCUGCAGGCCAUCAGCAAGGCCAACCCGAAGAGCUCUUUUAUGUACGUGGUGGACACUAGACCCAAGUUAAAUGCCAUGGCCAAUCGAGCUGCAGGAAAGGGGUAUGAAAACGAAGACCAUUACGCCAACAUCAGGUUUCAGUUUGUGGGCAUCGAAAACAUCCACGUCAUGAGGAACAGCCUGCAGAAGCUCAUGGAAGUGUGCACAAUGAAAUCCCCAACAAUGAGUGACUACUUAACUGGACUGGAGAAUUCAGGCUGGCUGCGUCACAUCAAAGCUGUCAUGGAUGCUGGGGUGGUCUUAGCCAAGGCUGUGACAGAAGAGAAGGCCAGUGUGCUGGUGCACUGCUCAGAUGGCUGGGACCGUACUGCACAGGUGUGCUCCCUCGCCAGCAUCCUACUGGACCCCUACUACCGGACUAUCAGGGGCCUGAUGGUUUUAAUAGAAAAAGAAUGGAUAUCUAUGGGUCAUAAAUUCACACAAAGGUGUGGACAUUUGGAAGGGGACCCCAAGGAGGUGUCUCCGGUUUUCACCCAGUUCAUCGAGUGCCUGUGGCAUCUGAUGGAGCAGUACCCCUGCGCUUUCGAGUUCAAUGAAAGAUACCUCAUCGAAAUCCACGACCAUGUUUACUCCUGCCAGUUCGGGAACUUCAUAGGCAACUGCCAGAAAGAGCGAGUCGAGCUGAAGCUAGAGGAGAGAACCUACUCUGUUUGGCCUUUUUUGCUGGAGAAGAGAGAACAGUUCGUAAACCCACUAUACAAAGGCACCUCAAGGUUUGGUGUGCUGAGACCAAACACAUUACCGUUCAAUUUCAAGUUUUGGUGUGCCAUGUAUAACCGUUUCGAUAAGGGAAUGCAUCCAAAGCAGUCGAUUCUGGACCAUCUGCUUACUCUCUCAUGCCAGAAAGCAAAGGAAGAAGAGAAAGUGAAAGAGCUUCAAAAAAAGUUGGCAGCCAUCGAUGGGGUUUUACCUAACCAAGUCCAUCCAUGCCCCGACAAUGUCUCAGCCGGGCAAUCCACUGUGGUGCCACCCGCCACCUGUGGCUCAUCUGUCCAUGAAGUGGAAUGUACAACCCAGCUGACCAAUGGCACUUCAGAGGAGACAGACUCAAGCACGGGCUCAGACAGCAGGAAAGAGCAAGUGGAAUGGCCGGGCCCAGAAUCCACCCUGACUAUCACGAAUGGCAAAACUGUUGCCAUGGAGAUUCCAGAAACCAAUCGAAAGGCUGAAGUAGAAUUUCCUAGAAACUCCACUGCAGCUGUGGAAGAGUAGUGCUAAGUAACCAGUUUUCCUCAUCUUUCAGUAGCCACAAGAAGCUCAUUAGGAAUUAAGUGACAUCCUACAGGGAUGGCAGAUUUCCAGUGUUCAUUGAAUCAUUACUCUCUUUGUACAGGACCGUAUGGAUGGUAAGUGAUAUGAUAGUUAGUUGCAAGCUGAAAAGAGACAGAAACUGUGCAUGUGUGACAGGAAAUUUCCUCACCCAUAAUCACUGGGAGGGCAGUCUUUCCAUGGCCUCAUUUUUGAAUGUUUUGGUGAAGUUUGCAGUUGACUGUCAGCUUUUUAUAGUGAAAGAUUUGUGAACUUAUGUUCAUGCACUGCAAGUAGAAGCAGUAACUGUUAAAAUAUGGUUGUAAGGGACACAUUCUUAAGCAUGAAAAUAUUGAGCUUGUGUCAGCAUUGUAUUUACUUGUGGAUAGCCAGCUCUUAUAAAGGGACAGCGGUAGCACAAACACUUAAUAAAGGGAAUACAUUCCAAACAUGUAGCCCACAAUUAGUCUUGGUUUGUAAUGGUUUCACCUUACUAUGAGCCUACAUUUCUGCUAUAAGCUAAGGCUAAAUGUUCUUGUUUUGUACAUUUUGUUAUGUAUUCCGGUUACAUACAAGAACAUGGGUUUCAAUAAUUUUUCUACGUUGAGGUUUGUUUUGUCUGGAAAUUGGAAAUGCAUUGUCAUUACUAUGCAUAACCCUUUGAGCAAUAUAGCAUGCCUAAUGCUAUUUUGUUGAAAAAUCAUCUUUUUGAAUUAUGUAUUGAAUAAAAAUUUAAUCUCUCUCUUUAAUGAAAGUAGCAUACCCUAAAUAUGAAAAAAAAAUUAUGCAAUGGCAGUAUGUGUCUGUCAGUUCUUGUAUAACUCUUUGCACACUGAGCAUUUUGGAUGUGCCAAAGUGCCAUCUAUCUCUCCUUUUCCCCUAAAAACAUCUUAGCCAUAUCUGAGGAUAUUAAUGGCUUACAAAAUGAGUGUUGAUGCAUGCAGUUCACUGGUAUGAUUGUAAUGUAUGAGAGUGUCCCGAAUAUAGUGGCCAGUUUGGUUAGCAGUCAUGGGUAGGGAAGCUAGAUGUGAUCAGUAUUAUUUUAGGUAAGUUUGUUUUAUCAGAGUACGGUACUGAGUGUGCUUAGCUCACCAUUCAGUAGAACAGCCUGCUGUGCUUCCCCUCCAGUGCAAAAGUCGAACAAAUUGUUGUUGUGUGCCUCUCUCAAUACUACGGUAUCUAAAGAUGCCUGCAUAGGAUGUUAAAUGAGACAGACACUGGGAGAAUAAUUUUUUAUAUUCAUCUAUUCUUGUCGUUUAUUUUUUUGCAUAUCGAUGUACACAUAUCUAUUUGUUAAUUCUUGUUUUUCGCACUCAAAGCAAUAGUACGUAAGACUGUAGAAAAGACUCUCAUAAUGAAAAAAUAUGAUUAAGUACACUGGCAGUUUAAAAUUAUCCUCAAGACUGGAACUAAAUCAAAACUUUGGCACACCCACUACAAAGGAAUUGCAGAAGUAAUUAUCAAUGGCCAUUGGUUAACUGUCAUGUCAUGUGGUUCCCCAAACUGAAAAAUGCUAAUAUCUAUUCCUAUGUAUGUAUUCCUUUCUGACCCAGUUUAUUUUGUUACUGGCAAAUGUAGCAACCUCUGCACAGACACACAAUGCAAUCCUAUGAUAUCUACGCAUACCACCUUGUGUGACAAGGGGAACCCUGACCCACCUACCCAUCCCUAUCCAUGCUACAGUCACUCUAGCCAGUUGGUUCUGUAACUGUCAGCUCUUGUUCUCUGUCAGAAAAUGACAUGGCCAAAUUCAAAUCCAAGCUAGAGGGCUCAGUUUGCUCCCUUCUUAACAAGACUGAGCAAGUGCUUCAUCUUACAGGGCCAUUCGGAUGCCCCUAAUGAUAAUAUUUUAAAACCUUUCUCUUUUUUUGUCUAGUGGGCACAAGUUUUGAUUUAGGAUGGGCCAGUUUUGGGUUUUGAAUAUUUGUGCUAUGGGAGAUGGGAGAUUUUUUGUGACUCAAAGACUGAAAAAAUGAGAUGAUGACCAUGAUCCUAAUUCUAAAGGGAUAAAAGCUUAAGCAAUGUAAAUGAAAUGAUUAAUUUUUCUGCUCUUAGCAAAUAAUUGACUGAAGUUUGUAAUGCUAAAAGGAAUUAACUAAGCUGUUCUGGUAAAGUUCUGUCAAUGCGUCCUGUAUAAGCCCUUGUCAUAAGGACUACCCGUCUAUUCUUGAAACUAAGAAUGUUGUCCAAAGAAGUCAUUUGAAGGCAAAAUUUUAGCCACUGUUAACAUUUGUGAAAUGAUGAAAAUGACACCACUCAAAGUUAGUGGGUUGUCGCUUUCGAUACACAUAAGUCUAUAGUGGCAGCCUGCUCUUCCUUAGACAUCUGUAAGCUGUUGUUUUCACAUCCACCUGGUUGGAUGUGUGACUAUUUCUGUCAUGUUAAAAAUGUUAGAAAAUAUUAAUGAGGCCAUUUUGAUUUGUUAAACGAUUGUGU
Molecule: messenger RNA, 4574 nt
Organism: Megalops cyprinoides (Indo-Pacific tarpon)
Lineage: Eukaryota; Metazoa; Chordata; Actinopteri; Elopiformes; Megalopidae
Gene: mtmr8
Product: myotubularin related protein 8
Exons: 14
Coding region: 165-2102 (645 amino acids)
Biological process (GO): dephosphorylation; negative regulation of autophagy
Cellular component (GO): nuclear envelope
Molecular function (GO): phosphatidylinositol-3,5-bisphosphate phosphatase activity
Source: RefSeq, a predicted model, not a curated record